GGGGGUAGAAUUUGUGUGUUUUCUUGAAACUUUGCCUUGUUUAGAAGGAAGGAAAAAAUAUGGAUUGGAAUGGAAAUAUUAGACCUUUUGUUUCAAGACCAGUUAUUGAUAAUUCUCUCAAUUUUCUCUACAACUACAAUUAUGACCAAUAUCAAGGUAUGGAAAUGAAGCAUGCAAUGCAAACACAACAUGGUGGAGUACAAGUCCCAACAAUGGACAACAACAACAACAACAACUUUGUACUCAAUCAACAUCAAUUGGACAAGAAGAAAAGGUUGUCAAGUGAUCAAUUAGAGUCACUAGAAAAUAGUUUCCAAGAAGAGAUAAAACUUGAUCCAGACAGGAAAAUGAAAUUGGCUAAAGAACUUGGAUUACAACCAAGACAAAUUGCUGUUUGGUUCCAAAAUAGGAGAGCUAGAUGGAAGGCUAAACAACUUGAAAGACUCUAUGAUUCACUUAAACAAGACUAUGAUGUUGUUUCAAGGGAAAAACAAAAGCUUCAAGAUGAGGUAUUGGCAUUAAGAGCAAUUUUGAAGGAACAAGCCACAAAGAAACAAGUAAAUUCCACAGUUUACACUGAAAUAUCAGGUGAAGAAACAGUUGAAAGCACAUCAAUGCCAAGUUCCAACAAGACAAUUACAAGAGGAAUUACUAUAAGUAACCAUCAAAAUAAUAACAAUAUUAUGAAUAAUAAUAAUAUUGCUGAAUGUAGCUAUGUUUUUAAUAAUGUUGUAGAUGGGCUUAAUCCAGUGAUGCCACCUUAUUGGGCCACUUUGCCAACAUAUCCAUGAAGUGAGAUUAAUUUAACUUAAUUGUGCUACUUCUAAUUAAUUUGUUAGGUUUAAUUUUCUCUUUAAUUAGCACCUAAGACAGAUUAAUUAGAAAUUGAGAAUAGAGUAGUAGCAGAGUUUAGUUUGAUAAGUUGAUGUUAUAUUUAAGAUUAGGAGU
Messenger RNA from Solanum tuberosum (potato), 948 nucleotides. Its product is annotated as putative homeobox-leucine zipper protein ATHB-51. The record is from RefSeq and is a predicted model, not a curated record. Bases 60 to 791 code for a protein of 243 amino acids. Gene Ontology annotation, molecular function: DNA-binding transcription factor activity, RNA polymerase II-specific; sequence-specific DNA binding. Gene Ontology annotation, cellular component: nucleus. The transcript has 3 exons. Lineage: Eukaryota; Viridiplantae; Streptophyta; Magnoliopsida; Solanales; Solanaceae. Gene Ontology annotation, biological process: positive regulation of DNA-templated transcription.